Molecule: messenger RNA, 1602 nt
Organism: Phoenix dactylifera (date palm)
Lineage: Eukaryota; Viridiplantae; Streptophyta; Magnoliopsida; Arecales; Arecaceae
Source: RefSeq, a predicted model, not a curated record
AUACCCUUUGUGUGGUCUUUUCCAGUGCACUAGGCGACAUUCUGCUUGCUUUUGAACAGUACUCCAAGCUUUCUUCUCUCUUCUUUCCUAUUUGCUUUUGGUAGAAGGACAAGCACUAAUGGAAGGCAUGGAGUGGAAAGGGUGUGUCUGUAGGAUUAAGAAAUGCGUUCUUGAUCUCCUAUCGAUGGAGGAGGAUCUGAUCGAUGAUGAUGAGGAUUCAUGGGAGCUGAUGGGAAGGGACCUUCGCCUUAAAUCCACCUUCUUAUAUUGUGAUCUCAACCAGGUGAUCUCAAAUGCAACAGAUGAGCACAAGAAGGCUCUCACUGACCUUGCCAACAAACUCUUCUGCAACAUGGAGGAGCUCGGCCAUGCAGUGAAGAGUCGAAGCAUUUCUUUCGAUGCAGGUUUGCUACAACGACACGGCUCAUGUGCUGCAGGAAGUAAUGGCGGCUCUAAUGCCCACACAUUAGUAUCCAUGGUCUUGACCGGCAACAUCUGCCCUUGCAUACUGCAUGAAUCCCAGAGAUUUGUAGAAAAAUGAUAAUCAACAUCAUCUAUCGCCGCAUACUGCACCAAUCUCCAAUUGCCACAUAAGACUGGUGAACUCGGACGCCGGUCAAAAUAGAUGAUGUGCAAGAUGGGAGAAUGGAGAUACAAGAUGAGAGUAGAACUUGACCAAGAGUCUUGGCUUGUAAAAGAAAUCUUGGUCCAUUCUGUUUUGCAACAAAUUGUAAUGCCAAUUUUGUUAUUAAUUAAUUUUGCUUCAAUUUCCUAAUGGUUGAUGGUCAGCAUUGUAACCCAAUUAUAGGUCAAUUAAUAAUUAAUUUCUCCUAAAACAUGAGAUGUAGCUGAGAAAUUAGAGCUUAGAAGGUCCAGGGAAAGAACACUUAUCACUUUAUACCAAUAGCCUUCAGGUUACUAGCUGUUCUGUCUGAUGGCUGAGAAUUUGGCUUCCAAACAACCCUAAUAACUAAAAAACAGUGCAACAUUGAGGUAUAUCCUGCGAUACACAUGGCUUAUAGACAGUGACAUCUCACUAUUGUCCAUAAAAAUCUUAAGAGGAAAUUCCUUAUCCAGUACACUUUGAUGGACAUAAUCCUGCAGUCACUCAGGACCAUCCAAAAAUUUUGCAAUGAGGAUGGUAUCUCCACUGGCAUUGCAGCUCUGUUCCACAAACUCCUCUCCAAGCUUUGCUUGCCAUCAACAGAGCUGCUCCAAACCAGAUCACAUAACCCAAAAGCUCCAGAGGAAUUCACCAGGAGAAGAUUCACAACAACUGCAGCUCUCACAACAUCUUUCCUAGUUAAGACAGUCUUCCCAAAUUUGAAUAGUGCUUCAUGUUUGAGAUUCAAUUUGCCAUGUCAGACCAGACACCAGAAGAGGCUGAUGGAGACCUCCUGUAAAUCCAGGCAAUGUUUCUAGGGUGGGAUUACGAUCCUCCGUGCAUAAAAAAACUGAUUUGUGCAAGAAUGCGAAAAUCGUUCAAUAAGUUUUUUAAUUUUUACCUUUGCAGCUAGAUUAUGCAGCAAGAGACAGAUGCAAGUGUAGUGCAAGAAUGCCAUAGCAACAUUGUCGUAAUUCUCAAUGAGAGUUUUUCCAUUA